Messenger RNA from Psilocybe cubensis, 1170 nucleotides. RefSeq lists its product as uncharacterized. NCBI's taxonomy places the organism in Eukaryota, Fungi, Basidiomycota, Agaricomycetes, Agaricales, Agrocybaceae. The transcript is spliced from 3 exons. The coding region runs from base 1 to 1170 and encodes 389 amino acids. The record is from RefSeq and is a predicted model, not a curated record.
AUGAGCGUCGUAGAUGUGGAUGAUGCAGAUACAGUUAUCAUAUACAAAGGAUCAUGGCAAGUUCUUAAAGGGACUGCACAGGAGCCAGCGUUCCAAGGCACGUUACAUUCAACUGUCGACAACAGAGCAUCUGCAUCCAUGAUAUUUGAAGGCAUGUUAGCGAUUCGAGCAUUUAAAAGAAUACCGGUUCUGAAGAAACACAUAGGAACUCGCUUAACAAUACUGUGUGUACUCCCCAGUAGUACCUCCGAUGCCAGCAGCAUCCAUACCAUUAUUAACAUUAAUGGGAAUAGUUCGACAGUUUCUCACUCAACAAAUGCCACAUACAUUUUUAAUUUCGUUCUUUACGACACGGGGAAAAUUCCAGAAAAUAUUUACACAGUCACUCUUUCAAACGCUGGCAAUGCGGCUGAUAGCCCACUACAGUUGGAUAGGUUUAUCGUCGAGGGAAAACUUUUAAGGAUCGACCCUUUAACGACUGGCUCCACAAGUCCAAGAUUUCCCUUCACUCCACUGCAGACAAAAGAGAUCCCACCGAAGGCUACCCCGAUAUCACGAACUGUAGAGACUUCUAAAACAGCGGAAGCCGUCCGAAACUUGUUGUCUGCUAAAACAACAUUUGUGCAGCCAACAGCAUCGUCGUCACCACCUGCAGGUAUACUUGCCUUUAAUAGCUCAAACAUGGAUUCCAGCACCGGUAUGAUGACCUUUUCACCGUCAAACAGCGUUAAAUUUUAUAGCAGGACAUUAUCCACAGAUUUUCAUAUCACAACGACUGAGGGGAAUGUAGUAACAGAAGUAACACUUCCGUCUAGCACAUCAUCAUCGUCGUCGUCUAUAGAAAUCCCAGUUGUGCCGAUAAUAGGAACCGCCGCUGGAAUCGUUUUUGUUAUAAUUCUGGUUAUAUUUAUUUAUCUUCGCCUUCGCAUAUAUUUGAGUCACACAGAGCUACGUGAUGACGCUAAUGAUUCUGGAUCGUUAUCAAGCGUGUCGAACAUUUCCACUUUAUCCUUACCGAAUCUGGCACAAUAUCCACAGGCUAAUUCAUGCGGGAAACUUGAACCACAUAAUACAUCACCAAAUGAACUAUCUGCAUUACAGAAUGACCCUGGAAGAACUUUAGACAAAGUCCCACUCACCGGUGAAGGACACGGCGGAUAUGGCCACUGA